This is a messenger RNA of Xiphias gladius (swordfish), 5859 nucleotides long. It is a transcript of the gene mfsd12b, whose product is annotated as major facilitator superfamily domain containing 12b. The coding region runs from base 3337 to 4734 and encodes 465 amino acids. Gene Ontology annotation, molecular function: symporter activity. NCBI's taxonomy places the organism in Eukaryota, Metazoa, Chordata, Actinopteri, Istiophoriformes, Xiphiidae. Gene Ontology annotation, biological process: carbohydrate transport. Gene Ontology annotation, cellular component: membrane. The record is from RefSeq and is a predicted model, not a curated record. The transcript has 9 exons.
AAAAAUCUGGAGGUUUUUCUAAGUGAACAUGUUAAGACUGUACACAUCCCUUAUUAUCACUUCCAAGCAGUAUACUGUACAUCGUUUUCCCUGACCCUCUGCUGUGACAAUCGGCACAUCUGUACAGUGGUGGUGUUUGGUUUAGAGAAAGAUCAGGGCUGUGUGUGUGCGCGUGCAUGCGUGUGGCUCAGAGAUCUAACAGACGACAACCCACAUCUGUUUGAACUGUUGUUUCAUUUUGUCAGGAGGUCACAGACAGAGACAUGCAGCUCAUUGAGGUUUACUUGUUUAUAAGAUACGUCGUGUCUGUGAAAUGAAUGGGCUACUAUUUCUGAGCCUGAAAAGAAAAGAUCCUUCCCAAAUUCAACACAUGCACAGGACUAGAAAAAAACAAAAAACAGUAUUCCUUUUUUUGAGUUCCUUGCUGCUGCUAACAACUGUAGUUUUAUGUACUGUAUCUCUUUGAUGGUUGAUUUUAUGUGUGUCCUUUUUGUCUGACAGCUUGCUGCUCUGUGUUCAGGAUUGUGUGCAGCCAGUUUUAAAUCUCCCCGUAAGCUUGUAGGUCAUCGCAGAUCCCAGCUUUUAUGGCCUUGAGUUAUUUAAAGGAGCACUCCAGUGAUUUUUAAUAUUUUUCUUCUUUAAAGCUCGGGGGCAGGAGCCAAGGUAUCCCAGCUUUCAUGGCCAAUAUCCAUAGCAUCCAGCUGCUUUGCAUUAAGGCUCCGUCGCAGCUGCCGGAGACGAUCUGCAGCCAUUCAGCCCGUGUCUCCACUGCGUCCAUGGCUAGAGCGCUCCUGUCCUUACAUCCCAUGGUCUAGUUUUGCUGUCUCUAAAGCAUAAAACUCACUUGCAGAUGUAUAGAAAUGCCUUUUAUUUACUGGCAGUUGACUUGCAAUUAAUGUUUAAUGGUGCAUUUAAUUUGUUUCUGACUUUGACUUCACACACUCAGCAAAACCACUUUUGUUUUUAGCAUGGCCGGAUUAUUGUCUUAGAGGACCCUAGGGGGAAAAAUUUGUUGUUAGGUCUCUAUUGCCCUACAUUAUAGUGUAGUGGCAGUUUCAUUGUUUCCUAUAUACUCUAUACUCUAAAGCUGAAAUGAUUAGUUGAUUAAUCGAUUGAAAGAAAACUAAUUGGCAACAGUCUUGAUAAUUGAUUAAUCGUUCAAAUCACUUUGUAAUCAUAAAUGCCAAAAAUUGACUGGUAUCAGCUUCUCUAACGUGAAUAUUUGCUAGUUUUUGUAGUUUUCUGUGACAGUAGCCUCAACAUUUUUGGGUUUUUGACCGUCGACUGAGACACAGGAGGCAUUUUGAAAACGUUAACUUGGGCUUCAUUUUUCCACUAUUUUCUGACAUUUUCUAGACCAAUCAUAUGAUGGAAUAAUACGACCUUGCAUUAGGUUUUCUCUGUGUCAAGCGAUGAACACCGGAAAAAUUAAAGCAGUUUGAUAAAACACUAAACAACGAAUGACCACAAUAUUAACAAAAACAAUUAAGGUCUUAAAAGUAAAUUUUGACACUGUUCCUCUACAAGACCAGGGCCGCAGGCUGGAGGACGGAGGUGAGAGUUGAUAUUGUACUUUAUGGUGCGAUUUCAAACAAAUUUGUGAUUAAUCAAAUUAUAUAGGCCCAAGUGAUAUGUUUACAAUAGUAAACCUGGGGGUCUGGGUCCUCUGGACAGUCAUCCGGCCCUGGUUGUUAUUGUGAGAGGAGGAGAAAAGCAAGGGACGGUGGAAACUGCUCGUCAGUCAGUCUCCUCCUGAGCUCUGUGAUCAUCAUCGCUGCAUUUUCAUGCAGCCAAAUGCACAUAUUUGUUUUCAUUUACAUAUUUUUCCGGUUCAAAAGAAAGGGGUACUUGAGCAUCUGUUACUACAUCUAAAUGAGCUGCUGUAUUUAUGCUUGUGAGAACAUGAAAAAAUGUCAGCAAAACUACCUCAAACUAUAUUAUGUGGUUGAAAAAGAACGGAUGCUCUGCCUCUGAAACGUUUCUGGUGGACACUGAAUGCAGCGUUGCUGGAUGCUGGGCCCAUUCAACUCUGUUCCCCACCGUGGGGUCAAACCUCGAGCAACCACUGGAUCCUACAUUUACGAUAGUGCAAUUGAAUAGCAUCUCUCCCACACACAUCCAGUUCGUGAAGAAGGGUCCUUUCAAAUGUUUUGAAGUCUCAGACCCACGGGGAAGCGACCCUGCUCAUCUCAGGGUCAUUUUUUCAAACCUCACAAAGCUCCUCCAUCAUGCUCGCUUUCACUGGCUGGAUACUCCUGGUGACAAGUGAACUAAACUUGAUGUGUAAAAUCGGUGGAGUGCUCCUUUUAAAGACUCACUUCAACUUCCUUACCAUGGUGAAUCACUAGGUCUAACUUUAGAUGUACCUGUUGCACAAGACUGGCUGACCUGUAUGUCACCGAUGUUAUGAUGUGUAUGAUGGCCAUGUGAACAUGUGUGUCACGAACCAGUAAAUGGACGCCUAGGUUGUUUCCCGCUAAAUCAAUACUGAAAAUGUAUAGGUCCACGGUAGGCCAAUGAAUUGGGGGCAAAUGUUUGACAACGGAGACUGCUAAAGGUGACUACAGCUCUGGACUCGUGGGAGUUCAGUGUCAAUUUCAACGAGAUUCAUCCAAACACAACUGUAAUACCGAGGAAAAUAGCUGAAAGUUUAAAGUUACAGACAUUUGGCAUCAACUUUUUUUCCUUUUUUUAAAAAUGAAAAUCCUAUUUUAUCUUCUCAAAGGUCUACAAACCCAACUGUUUUCUAAGUUGCGAAGGAGGGCGAAAUGUUUGACUGUGUCCACAUUUUGAAGGACCAAAGCAGGUUCCCUGCUCGAGUCACUCGCCGUGCGAAGAACAGAAAGAGGAACCCGCUACGUUUGGCAACAUUGAUGUAACUCACGAGUUUUGAAGCCGCUCAUCCCCACGGCUCGGUUACUCAUCUCCCUCACACUACGUCGGGGGCGUGCACGUGGCCGAGGUGUAUAAUAACCUAAGGAGAGAGCGGAUCUCCGGCGGGGCCGCUCCAGCGCGCUUUUACGCGUAUCCAAAAGGGCGCUGACAGCCCAGAGAAGAUUUGGUUACAGCACUAACUCGUUCCACUGAAAGCCAAAUCCGGUUCAGCCGACCUGCGUGGGGACCCAGCUUGGUGUAAUCUAUCACACUGCGUUUAGAAUAUGAUUAAUAAUGGGGGAGAUCUUUUGUUUUUUAAAGAGAUGCUCAGACCAGGGUUGCACUAAGUUUUUCGCCCAACGCCUGUUAGUGUAAGUCUUUGCAUCAUGUAUUUGUAAAUAUGACCACGGCAGAUCUAUAAUUGUGAAUAAAGGAGGUUUUAUCACAGGAGUCAAAUCAGCCAUGGAGCAGUUUGUGUCUCCGGAUCGGUCUUUGUCCGUCUGCAAGCGGGUAUGCUACGCGGCGGGGCAUUUUCUGAACGACCUGUGCGCCUCGAUGUGGUUCACAUACCUGCUGGUCUACCUGCACUCCGUGCUCGGCCUCCGGAGCACCUAUGCGGGCGUGAUGCUGCUGAUUGGCCAAAUAGCGGACGGGGUCUGUACGCCUCUGGUCGGAUAUGAAUCCGACAGGACGCCAGGUGCGCUGGGGUACGGCAAGAGAAAAACCUGGCAUUUAUUGGGAACCGUUUGUAUUCUGGUGUCCUUCCCCUUCGUCUUCAGCCCCUGCCUGGCCUGUGCCGAGAGCACUCCUCAGUGGGCUCAGGUGGUGUACUUCUCUCCCUUCGUCAUCGUCUUCCAGUUCGGCUGGGCGGCCACUCAGAUCUCGCACCUCUCCCUCAUCCCCGAGCUGGUGUCCAGCGAGGGCGCCAAGGUGGAGCUCACUGCGUACAGGUAUGCCUUCACUGUGGUGGCCAACAUCACAGUCUACACUGUGGCCUGGCUGCUCUUUCACUUCAAGGCUCAGCACAGCAUGGACCCGUCCAUCGCAGAGAGCCUGGGCCAGGAGGACAUCCCCCUGUUCAGGACGCUGGCUCUCAUCAUGCUGGGCACUGGGGCGUCAUUCUCCCUGAUAUUCCAUGUUGGUACAAAAGAGCAUGCGUCAGCCUCAGAGAAAGAGAAUCGGCUGAUCACACCCUCCCUGUCACAGGAACCUUCAUGUCGUCCUGUGUUUCAGUGGAAGUGGUGGCUGAAGGAGCCCUCCUUCUAUCAGGUGGCUUUUCUGUACAUGUGCACCAGACUAAUAGUCAACUUGUCUCAGACCUGCAUCUCAUUUUACCUCACCAACUCACUGAUGUUACCAAAGAACUUCAUUGCCAUCAUACCCCUGGUGAUUUAUGUCAGCAGCUUUGUGUCGGCUCUGGUCAUGAAACCAGUCAGCAAGCGCAUAGGCGUCAGUAUGACCUAUUUGUUUGGCCUGCUGCUGGUGCUCAGCUUUGCCACCUGGGUGUUUGUGGACAAGACCAUGGGAGCCGAGAGCAUCUAUGGAGCGGCAGUGCUGCUGGGAGCCGGCUCGGCUGCAAUCCUGGUCAUGUCUCUGUCCAUGACUGCCACGCUCAUUGGAGAGCAGACGCAAAGCGGAGCCUUUGUUUAUGGAUCAAUGAGCUUCACAGACAAGGUGGCUAAUGGUGUGGGGAUCAUCAUCAUCCAGAGCAUCCGACCAUGCAGCACAGAGUCAUGCUGCCCGGACUGUGUUUGGUUUUAUCGUAACGUCAUGGCCACAGUUACCGGGGGCGUCGCCAUGGCCGCAGGACUUUGCCUGUUCACACUUCUCAUCUGGCCGAUAAGGAUACGGAAAAAUUAGGUUUCAGAAAAAUCUACACCUCAUACCUACGCGCACUCACAGAAAAAAACUACUAUUCAUACCAUAUCAGGGUUUAAAUAACUCACUGCAUGAUGUUAGAGGCAGGUGUAUUUUGUUUUUUCUUUGACAUCUGUAUAUUUUGGCUCUCUUAUGCUUGAGACCCAGUAUCAAAAUGUCAGCUUGGAUGCCGAGCCCAGAUGUAUUUAAGCAAGGCUCAUUAAUCAUAUAUAAAAAUAUUUGGACAGAAUUUACUUUACUUUAAAAAUAUAUAUAUAUAUAUUAAUUUAAGAAGUUCUUAAAGAAAUGCCUUUGCUGUUGGCAAGGGCAGUAGCGCAGAGGAUAAAACCAUGCCACCAUCUAGUGUAUGAAUAUGUAACUACACUGCUUUACUGUAGGGCCCUCUAGGGCUGUUAAAGCUGAGAAUUACGGUAUAUUAUGAGCUUCACAUCAAAGGUUUUCCAAUUCCACUUGAUGAGCAAAUAACUUGGGAUUUUAUUAACAACUGUGCUCAGAAAUUAAGUUGGUGAUAGAAAAAAAUCCCUGAAUGGAACUAAAUGUGAUGGAGAAUUUAGAAAUUGAAAUAUACACAAACACAUGGACUCGUAAAUACUGCAAACAAGAAUAUUUCAUAAAGAUAUUCAUACUUGCGGUUCAAUUUUGAAUUGCAUUAAAUUAAUAUAAUGGCUUGGCUUGGCUUUCUACUGUGGAUGAAGCCAACUGUUUUAGUUGACUUGGCAGCAGUUGUGGCUUCGUUCCAAGGAAGUGAACUGGGUGAACUUGACUUCCCAAGAAAACCGCACAGCAGAGGAACUGCAGAGAUUCACACAGGAACAACACUGAAUUUUAUUUGAUACUUGUAUCAAUUCCUUUAUAAUGUUGUAUCCUUUUAAAAUUUUAAAAUCAUUUAAUAACGUUCACCCGCUAUCCAUUUUUAUUAUUGUUCAUUAUGUUUUCUAUUCCAUGGUAAGCUUGUAGUCUUUGUCUAUCUUUUGAAAGCCGCGUGUUUGAAUUUGUAAGUGUUACAACGGUAAGUAAACAUACUGUAUAUCAAAAUUUGGCCUUUUUCUAUUUAAGAGCCAAAUGAUCAUAGCUGUUCCUCAGGUGGCACUGAGAAAAAAAAAAAAA